AAAAUAUAAUGUAUUUUAUAUGGAAAUUUGAUUUCAUUUUUGGCCUCUCCUCCUUCACCGUUCAUUCACUGAUUGUUUUAUCUCUCUGAUUUCUCAUUUUCCUCAUCUCCUCCUCCGCAGCACCGCCGUGCUCUUUCCAAGCUCUGCCGGCGGACAUGAUGAGCAUUGUCUCAGGUCAUCAUCACUGUCAACCAUCGAUUAUACACGAACGAUGCGGUAUAGGAACAGUUUCUAAGGUCUCUUGUUCGAGAUAUUGCGGUCCGUGUGUCUCUGGAAGAUUGGCUUUCUCUAAUAGCCUCUGCUUGAAGAGUACUUGUGGGAAAACUGGUAGGAGAAGCUUUUCAAAAAUUUGCAGUAUUGUAGAUGACGGGAUGAAUCCAGAUAACUCGGGCGACGAGGAAAAAGAAGCACUCGAUGAUAAAGCUAAAAGGCAAGCGAAUGAUAUGAAUCGGGCAAAUCUUGAAAGAAUGGUUGGUACAGAUGAUUCUGCUUUUAACGGCUUAGAUCUUGCAACCCUCAUCAGGCAGAAGUAUGGAAGAUCUUAUGAUGUUCAGCUCAUCAAAAAGGAGUUCAUGGGGCGGAAUCUUCUUGCGAUGAAUGUCAUGUGGAAGUACAGAGAACAGAGGUCUUUCCCUCUAACUGAAGAAGAAUAUAUACUGAGACUCGACGAUGUAGCCAACAUGUUGAAAUGUUGGGGAGCGGUCUCGCAUAUCCGUAAUAGCCUAGCUAAGUCGAAGGAGCGACCUCGGAUAGGGAAGGCUGUGAGCAUUUUCAUAGACAUGGAUUCUACAGGGGGACGAGCAAACGAAUGGAUUUACAAGUAGAAAACCGACCAAUUUACAACGGCUAAACCGAAGCAAAAGCAAAAGGUUUUGUAUCUGAAUUUUCCGUCAUCAAUUCAUUUUCCAAACCUCUUCUGUGAAGGUCUUUUGCGGAGACAGAGGUUUGUGCUAUAUUUGAUGUCUGAAGUCAGGUGGUAUAUAUUUAUAUAUAUAUAGACAUGUGUGUAUAACUUAGUAGAUACAAAUCUUUACAUGAACUCUCUUUGUAAACUAUCUCAUGUGUUGCAAUUGAAUCCUCUUUGUGAAUCUUCCACUCUCUUUGUGGAAUGUAAAAGCAGCCACAUGCUCAAAUUUUUCUCA
Molecule: messenger RNA, 1142 nt
Organism: Eutrema salsugineum
Lineage: Eukaryota; Viridiplantae; Streptophyta; Magnoliopsida; Brassicales; Brassicaceae
Exons: 6
Coding region: 156-824 (222 amino acids)
Source: RefSeq, a predicted model, not a curated record